AUGAUGGUUAACAUGAGCAAGACUGGGAAACAAAAACUGAAAGACUUUAGUGAUUCUGAAGAUGAAGAUGAAAUUACAGAUACAGACAGUAAAAAUUCAUCGGACUUAAUUAAAACUUGGUGUGGUAAAAGUUCAUCAAACAGGCAAAAACCACCUGUUAAGAAGAAAGGAUUUUGGUUUCAAGGAUUAACAGAAUCUAUGAAAGACCCUGAUCUACAGGUCUAUAAAGAUGAAAAAAUAGUCGUUAUUACAGAUAAAUACCCAAAGGCUAGAUAUCAUUAUCUUGUAUUACCACAUAUUAGUAUACCAAACCUGAAAAGUCUGAAGAAGCAGCACCUUGAACUUCUAAAACACAUGCACAAAAAAGGAAAAGAUCUUAUUGAUAGCCAUGCCAGUUCUGGAUUUGAGUUUCGAAGAGGCUAUCAUUGUGUUCCAAGUAUGAGUCAUUUACAUAUGCAUGUUAUUAGUCAAGACUUCAAUUCAUCGUCGUUGAAAACUAAGAAACACUGGAAUUCAUUUACGACUGAUUAUUUUGUAGAUUCACAAGGUACUGGUAUCUCACUCCAGGUUAAGGUGAAUGGUCUGAUGGGUUCAAUUGUCGGACCAAGUUCUGGAGGCUGUCCCUUGGUGAAAGGAUGCCGGGAACUUGGAAAGGGGAGUGCCCCUACAUCCAAUGGCUUCCUCAGUGACUCCCAUUACAGAUGCGUUGCUCCAAGGGUGGGGCGGCCAUCUGAUGGACCUUCAAGUCCAAGUGCACCAAGUGUUGGAGAAAGUGCGACUCAAGCCCACCUGCCUUCUGACACUGGUGGUGCCCAAUUGGCCAGUGAAAGUCUGGUUCCCAAUGUUGCUGGACCUUCUAUUCGAGUCCCUAUUGGAGUUGCUGGAUCUUCCGGAUCUGUUGUCCCAGCCAGAUGGCACUCUCUGGAUGAGCCCCACAUUAUUCCAUCUUCACGCAUGGAGGCUUUCGAUAAACUUGUGCAAGCGCAAAGCUUUUCUGUAGAGUUGUCCAAGUUCUUUGCUUUGGCAGAUGGCUACAGACGUUUGUAUGAGUCCAGAUGGAGAUUCUACAUUGAUUGGUGUAUUGGAAGGGAGAUUGAUCAUCUCAGUCCCUCUAUUAGCGAGGUAGCGAGAUUGUGCUUGUAUUUAUUUCAUCAAGAAAAAUCUAUAACAACAACUCUUGGAUAUCGGUCAGUUUUGUUCCCAGUCUUAUCAGAAUCUGCUGAACUGAAACUGGCCUCGAGUUCGGUUAUGCAACAACUGUCAUUCUGCUCGAAGAGGCCGUGCACCAAAGGGCUAACAAAUCCUUCAGACUGGGACUUGUUGGUCCUGGCCGCGCUAUGA
This is a messenger RNA of Saccoglossus kowalevskii, 1341 nucleotides long. RefSeq lists its product as uncharacterized. NCBI's taxonomy places the organism in Eukaryota, Metazoa, Hemichordata, Enteropneusta, Harrimaniidae. The record is from RefSeq and is a predicted model, not a curated record.